Metarhizium robertsii ARSEF 23 is the source of this 312-nucleotide messenger RNA. RefSeq names its product cyclin-dependent kinase regulatory subunit. Gene Ontology annotation, molecular function: cyclin-dependent protein serine/threonine kinase activator activity; ubiquitin binding; histone binding. Gene Ontology annotation, biological process: regulation of mitotic cell cycle. The transcript is spliced from 3 exons. The record is from RefSeq and is a predicted model, not a curated record. Lineage: Eukaryota; Fungi; Ascomycota; Sordariomycetes; Hypocreales; Clavicipitaceae. The coding region runs from base 1 to 312 and encodes 103 amino acids. Gene Ontology annotation, cellular component: SCF ubiquitin ligase complex; cyclin-dependent protein kinase holoenzyme complex.
AUGGAUAUCGACAUGAGCCGCCGGAACAAGGUCCCUCGGUCCUUGUCAGAUGCCGAACGGGCGCGACUCGACGAGUACAUUGACUCAAUUCACUAUUCCGCCAGAUACUCUGACAGCGAAUACGAGUACCGACACGUGCAACUACCCAAAGCAAUGCUCAAGGCCAUUCCCAAGGACUAUCACGACACCUCCAAGGGAACUCUGAAGCUUUUGUGGGAGGAGGAAUGGCGAGCGAUUGGUAUUACCCAGAGUCUCGGCUGGGAACAUUACGAGGUCCACGAGCCCGAGCCCCAUAUUCUGCUGUUCAAGUAA